This is a messenger RNA of Aphidius gifuensis, 1848 nucleotides long. RefSeq names its product insulin-like growth factor-binding protein complex acid labile subunit. Bases 1 to 1848 code for a protein of 615 amino acids. Lineage: Eukaryota; Metazoa; Arthropoda; Insecta; Hymenoptera; Braconidae. The record is from RefSeq and is a predicted model, not a curated record. Gene Ontology annotation, molecular function: protein binding. The transcript has 3 exons.
AUGGAUACGAAUAUUUCAACGACAGCAGUUAAAAGCCAUAAUAAAUACUUUUGUAACGAAGAGUCACCUUAUUAUGAUCGACAAAUAUGUUCAAACAAUCUGAACAAUCUUGAGCCAGGUUGUUUCAAUGGUCUUGAAAAUUUGUCGCCACUAAAUUUAGAUUCAAACAAACUACAAAAUCUUGAAUCAGGUUGUUUCAAUGGUUCAUCACAACUUGAUUAUCUUAAUAUGAGCAACAACAAUCUUACAACAUUGUCUAAAGGUGUUUUCAAUGGUCUAGAAAAUCUGCAAAAAUUACAUUUAGAAUCAAACAAACUGAACAAACUUGAGGCAGGUUGUUUCAAUGGUUUAUCACGACUUAAAGACCUUGAUAUGAGCAAUAAAAAUCUUACAACAUUGCCGACAGGUGUUUUCAAUGGUCUUGAAAAUCUUCAGAAACUGAAUUUGCAUUCGAACAAACUACAAAAUCUCGAGUCAGGUUGUUUCGAUGGUUUAUCACAACUUAAAAAGCUUGAUAUAAGCAACAACAGUCUGACAACAGUAUCCGGAAGUGUAUUUAAUGGUCUUGAAAAUCUUGAGAAACUAUGUUUGGAUUCAAACAAACUAGAAAAACUCGAGUUAGGUUGUUUCAAUAGUUUAUCACAACUUAAGUGGCUUAAUAUCUGCAACAACAGUCUGGCAACAUUAUCCGAAGGUGUAUUUAAUGGUCUUGCAAAUCUUGAGACACUAAGUUUGGAUUCACUCAAACUGAACAAUCUUGAGGCAGGUUGUUUCAAUGGUUUAUCAAGACUUGAUGCCUUUAGUAUACGCAACAACAGUCUUAGAAAUUUGUCCAAAAGUGUUUUCCAUGGUCUUGAAAGUCUUCAGAGACUAUAUUUAGAUUUAGAUGAGCUACAUAAUCUUGAGUCAGGUUGUUUCAAUGGUUUAUUACGACUUGCCAGUCUUGAUAUAAAAAACAACAGUCUGACAAUAUUAUCCAAAGAUAUAUUUAUUGGUCUUGAAAAUCUUGAGACACUUCAUUUGGAUUUAAACAAACUACAAAAUCUUGAGUCAGGUUGUUUCAAUGGUUUGUCACGACUUAAAUAUAUAUAUAUCAGCAAAAUUAAAUUGACCAGUUUAUCAAAAGGUAUCUUUAAGGGCCUACGAGAACUCCGUACACUAAGUUUAAAUUGGACUGAACUUCAAAACCUCGAGUUGGGUUUUUUCAAUGAUUUAUUAAAGCUUCGAUCACUUGAUCUCAGCAACAAUAAACUGAUAAAUUUAUCAAAAGAUACAUUCAAUGGUUUACAAGAUCUAUGUAACCUAUCUUUAAAUUCAGAUCAACUGAUUUACCUUGAGCCAGGUACUUUUGAUGAUUUAUUGAGGCUCAAAUAUCUUCAUAUCAGUCGUAACAAUCUCACCACUUUAUCGAAAGAUAUAUUUAGGAAUUUAAAAGAGCUUCGUCAUCUUAUUUUAUAUUCAAACGCAUUGAACAAUCUUGAGUCAGGUUGCUUUAAUGGUUUAUCACAACUUGAGAAGCUUGAUCUGGGCCACAACAGCCUUACAACAUUGUCCAAAGAUGUUUUCAAUGGUCUUGGAAGUCUACGGACACUGUAUUUAUAUACAAACAAACUACAAAAUCUUGAGUCAGGUUGUUUCAAUACUUUAACACGACUUGAGAACCUUAGUAUGCACAGCAACAGUCUUACAACGUUGUCUAAAGAUGUAUUCAGUGGUCUUGAAAAUCUUCAGGACUUAGAUUUAAAUUCAAACACAUUAAGCAAUCUUGAGUUAGGUGCUUUAGUCUAUCAAAUAUUAAGACUAGAGACUUUAUAUAUAAUAUAUAAAUCAAUAUUUGUCAUUGAAUAG